Arctia plantaginis is the source of this 1779-nucleotide messenger RNA. Lineage: Eukaryota; Metazoa; Arthropoda; Insecta; Lepidoptera; Erebidae. The record is from the annotation of a GenBank genome assembly.
AUGGAAAAAUGCAAAGAAAAUCAACCGUUAAGACCCUUGACAGAUACAAAAGAUAUUUUAUCAGAGAUAUCUCCAGACCCUGAGCUAUUAGUGUGGGAAAAAUGGAUACAAAUAAGAAAAGAAGAAACUACGAAGCUUGGAAAGAAACUCCACAGGGCCCCAGUGGAUCUAGCUAUGAACUUACCAGAGAAAGUUCGAGAAGACAUAGAAAGAAAAACCGCCUUAGAAUAUGCCCAAAUACAGAAAAAACCUGCUACUAUUAGGGGGUCUUUGUUUGAACGUCCGCCGAAAUUAAAACAAUGCUGUUAUUGUGCCCCGGUUUACGAAGUUCAUAGAACACGAGCCGAGUUAGGUCACCCACGAAUUAUUGAACAUGUUAAUGUUCCUACCUACAUACAGAAGACAGAGUUGGGCAUGAGUGGUGAACCACAUCGCGUCAAUUGUCAACAAUUAGACGCAGAAUAUAAAAAGUACAGAGAAAAACGAGAAAAGGAUCUCAAACAAAAUAUAAAAAAAAUUGACCCAUUCAAACCUUCAAUCAGUCAAUUGAUGAUAUGUGGUCAUAAACCUAAAACUCCGCCUCCUAAAAUCCCAAAACCACCUAAAAUAUCUGUUGAUGAACCAACCAGUGAAGCAAUGGUUUCAAUAAGUGGGGUUUAUGCUGUAAAAAUAAAUAACUCUAUUUUUUAUAAAGAGCCCCAUGAGCUAAGUCUGAUUCAUUUGUCUAAAUUAAAAAAUCAAAGCGGGCAUGAAGAAUGCUUAUCGUGGACUUAUUAUUUUAAUGCGCCAGCAAAAAGAGUCGGCAGGGGCAAACUAUUUUUACAGAACCUUGGUACGGUAACGUUAAGAUAUUGUUGGAAAAAGAUAAAGCGACAAAUACAAUUUAUACCAACUGAUGUGCCCGAGCAAGUCUUUUUCUUCAACAAGAACGAAGAUGUGUUAUCACCAGGCCAAAGUAAAUACAUAUGUUUUACAUUUAUAAGUGAUAGACCCGGUAUAUAUAAUGAAUUCUGGGAACUGUGUUUUUUUAACGUUAAUUUCUUUACUACUACCUCUGAAAAAUUCACUAUAGAUUUGUAUGCUGAUUCAGUAGAGAACGCAGAGAGUAUGACGAGGCAAGUUGAACUUCUUAAAUGUCGCAUUCGCAAUAAAACUCUUUAUGCUUUAUGCAAUGAAUUUGUCGAUGAAGCAUUUGAUAGAGUAUUUGCAAUUGUACCACAAAUUUAUCCGUACAAGAAAUAUUUCAUUGAAGGACAACUGUUCGUCAUGAAGAAUCCUGUUUGUUUUUAUCAUCAAACAGAAGUAACGCAUAUGAAGGAAAUGUAUGAAAAGGAAAUGGCGCCUGGUCAAACUUGGGAUCUUUCUAUAAGUAACUGGAGAAAGAUCAUGAUGGAGAAACGAUUUGAUGACAGAAUGAAAUACUUUGAUGUGUUAAAAAAGAGUCACAGUGAAUGCUUAAAACCAUGGUAUGAAGGGGAUCAAUUAAUAAAGGAUAAAUAUCGUGCCAUGAACAACUUAUGGUGUCAGUUUGCAAAUAAUUUAGAUAUAGAAUAUGAACGCAUACGCAAUAAUUUCAUAAAAACAUCUGACACAGAACAAAGUACAGAUGCUCUGCAAAGUGUUGAGAUUCUCAUAGAUCCACUUACGGAGCAAAAAAUUCAUAAUAUUUUCUAUAUACAUGCUUAUGAUCAUCUUGUGACUACCAUAGAGUUAUGUGCAGGAGUGUUGUCUAGUUUAGACUCAAAUAAAUGGAUCGAGUUUGAUUUUUGUCAAAGUUAG